AUGUCGACCAUUCGUCAAGCUUUUAAACCCAGAAUGAUAUUUCCGGAGUAUAGGGUUAAUUUGGCGGACUUCAAAGGGCAUCAAUCCAAGGCACUAAGUAGAAUGAAGGAGCUUUCUCCACAGCUCGACUUAAUACUAGAGCUAAGAGAUGCCAGAGCACCAGUUUCCACAAGUAACCCUUUAUUGCAUCGAGUUUUCCGUGAUAAGGAGAAACUUAUUUUAUAUACAAAGCGAGAUCUCAGUUCGAUGACAGCCAGCCUACUUGAUAAAUGGCAUGAACCACUUCAUGAGAAUUGGAGAUUUAUAGACUGUCGAUCGUCCAACGAUAUUCACAAAUUAUUGGCCAGCAUUAAGAAACAGUACGAUUCUAUGUAUCCACGGCCUCCACUAGGGCUAAGAUUGAUGGUAGUUGGAAUGCCUAAUGUGGGGAAGUCCACCUUGGUGAACAGUUUAAGAGGUAUUGGACUAAACCAAAAGAAGAAAUCUGUGGCUAGAGUAGGAUCAAAUGCAGGGAUUACUAGGAGUACCAGUGAGAUUAUAAGAGUGAGUCGAGAUCCAGAGAUUCUUCUAUAUGAUACUCCAGGAGUUCUUCUGCCUCAAGUCAAGCAAAUCAAGACAAUGCUUAGUUUAUCAUUGAUAGGUACAGUUUCAAAGGUGAAUCAGGCGGACCCUGUGAUUACCGCAGAUUAUAUGCUCUACGUGAUGAAUCUUACAGAUUCCAGCGGUAAACGCUAUGGCAAAUACUUGGAUCAUCCUACCAACGAUAUCUACGAGUUGUUGGGGGCCAUGGCCAAGAAAAAUGGUAACUAUAAACGUUUCAAAGGAGAAUCCGAAAAAAAGCUCAACUACUUAAGCUGCGCGAUGGAAUUAAUUCAAAGUAUCCAAAUAGGGAAAUUCGGUAAAUGGUGCUUUGACAUCGAUGCCCUGAGGGAGCUUCAAAGAGGAAUUCUACCACAGAUCGAUCAUGCUCCAAACUGGGCACAUAAUUCCUUUAUAUCAUGA
Brettanomyces nanus is the source of this 1002-nucleotide messenger RNA. RefSeq lists its product as uncharacterized. Gene Ontology annotation, cellular component: mitochondrion. The transcript has a single exon. Bases 1 to 1002 code for a protein of 333 amino acids. The record is from RefSeq and is a predicted model, not a curated record. Gene Ontology annotation, molecular function: GTPase activity; GTP binding. NCBI's taxonomy places the organism in Eukaryota, Fungi, Ascomycota, Pichiomycetes, Pichiales, Pichiaceae.